Amoebophrya sp. A25 is the source of this 272-nucleotide messenger RNA. The record is from the annotation of a GenBank genome assembly. NCBI's taxonomy places the organism in Eukaryota, Dinophyceae, Syndiniales, Amoebophryaceae.
GUCCUGGAGACGCGUCGAACUGUGCAUCGACAAGGGCGCCGAGUACUCCAUGCUCAGGGAAAGACAUCGCAGUAGCAUUGUCCCCUGGGAGCGCGACUUGGGGUAGGAUAAAAAACAGAGCUGUGGAGUUACAUAUUCCGACUCCGUUGUUGUCCUCACAUCCGCAGUACGAUAAUGUUGAUCAUGAACUACAACGGCGUCGGAAGGAUGCACAGCGAGAAGAACAGCCACGACUUGUUAUUUCUGCGCAAGAGUCUCACACUCAGUCUGAC